Molecule: messenger RNA, 823 nt
Organism: Chelonoidis abingdonii (Abingdon island giant tortoise)
Lineage: Eukaryota; Metazoa; Chordata; Testudines; Testudinidae
Gene: TMEM147
Product: transmembrane protein 147
Source: RefSeq, a predicted model, not a curated record
CACCUUACUGCUCAUUGCGGCGCAUGUGCUGGGGACUGGUGGGGUCUAGUCGGAGUACAACGCUUUCUGGAGAUGUGUACAAGCUGGAGCUACCUACCUCUUUGUGCAGCUCUGCAAGAUGCUGUUCUUGGCCACUUUCUUUCCCACCUGGGAGGGUGGAGCCGGGGCUUAUGAUUUUGUGGGGGAGUUCAUGAAGGCCACGGUGGAUCUGGCUGACCUGGUGGGGCUGCACCUGGUGAUGUCGAGGAACGCGGGGAAGGGCGAGUACAAGAUCAUGGUGGCAGCCAUGGGAUGGGCCACGGCCGAGCUCGUCAUGUCCAGGUGCAUUCCUCUCUGGGUGGGAGCCCGUGGCAUUGAGUUUGACUGGAAAUAUAUCCAGAUGAGCAUCGACUCCAACAUCAAUCUGGUUCACUACAUUGCCAUGGCUGCCCUGGUGUGGAUGUUCACCCGCUACGACCUGCCCAAGCGCUACCGCCUGCCCCUCACCCUGCUGCUGGGCCUCAGCGUCUACAAGGCCUUCUUCAUGGAAUCCUUCGUUCACGUCUUUCUGCUGGGCAGCUGGACAGCGCUGCUGGUCAAAGCUGUCAUCACCGGCUUCCUGGCGCUUAGCUCCCUGGGUCUCUUCGUUACCUUGGUCCACGGAAACUAAUCGCCCCCACCCACACCCCGUCAGGGAUACUCUCAGCUCUGCUACCUAGGGACCUUGGGGAUGGCUAAACACCCGGUUUUGUUGCCUGCUGCAGGCACCGGAUCCGAUCCAUGUUGGAUCCACCAGGACAAGGGUCAGAAUAAACCACAGCUGUCGGGUUUUUUUUAUUUUCAA